AUGCCGGAAUCUUCAAUUACGCUGCAACAUAAACUUGUGCCGACAAUUUCUGUUGACAUUCAUCCAACCAUUAAAUCAGUUCCAAGGAAAACGGAGAUCGACACUUUACAAGAUGAAGUUGAAGAAAUGUUGGGCCUUAAAAUCACGGGAGGUGUUGACUUUCAGAUGCCAUUAACAAUUUUCCACGUCAAGGAAGACUCAAACGCAAAACGCGUCGGUCUGAAACUCGGCGACUCUAUUGUGUCAAUUGAGAACAAAGAAACACGCGAAAUGACUUUAAAAGAAGCCUGUGAAACAUUGUUACAUGCUAGAAAUAAUAUUCAAAGCUUUAAGUUAGGAAUAACACGCUUUGAAGAUGAUGAAACUUUAAAAACAGUUCAAUGUGUUGAAGAAGUUGUCAUGGAAGGUAAUCCGAAGGCUCCAAGGUUUCUUGUUGAGCCGAGCAUUGAGCCACCUCGUGAGGCUUACAAACAGCACCCCGAAAGAAAAGCUUGGCAUCCUAUCAUGUGGCCACACCCGGAAUAUUUUUUACCAGAGGAUUAUCAUGACGAAUUGCCACACAAAAGAAUCGUUCGAAACGUUAGAAAGCUUUUGGAAACAAAUCCAUCAAAAGUGGAGGUUGAAAACAUUUUAACUGCUCUACCGAGAGGUUCACGACCAAAGCGAAACUAUGACGACGACAGUGAUUAAGCUUGUGAAGUUGAUAAUUUUAAAAUAUUUUUCUAAAGUUUGUUGAAUAAAUUUCGCAGAGAGUUUUAAUUGCCGCAUGUUCAUGAAAUAUUUUUUUUAACUACGUUUGGAACAUGAACGAUUAAUACUAAAAACAUUUUGGGAUCAUUAAUUUGUUAUGUAUUUAAAUUAUAAUUGGAAGUUGACAUCAAAAGAUAUCAAAUAUGUUGUCAUGACAGCAUAGCUUUCAGGCGCAUUAUGGUUGUAAAUAUUUUCAAAUGAUUUUCGUUAGAGUAACAUUAACAUGAAAAUUUACUAAUAACAUUUAAUGCAACUGAUUAAAAUUAUAAAUUGCCUAAAGUUCUCAAAUAAAUAUCUAUCUUUGAUUAAUUUUCCAUCAGAC
Molecule: messenger RNA, 1072 nt
Organism: Clunio marinus
Lineage: Eukaryota; Metazoa; Arthropoda; Insecta; Diptera; Chironomidae
Source: the annotation of a GenBank genome assembly